Molecule: messenger RNA, 2718 nt
Organism: Prunus mume (Japanese apricot)
Lineage: Eukaryota; Viridiplantae; Streptophyta; Magnoliopsida; Rosales; Rosaceae
Molecular function (GO): protein binding
Source: RefSeq, a predicted model, not a curated record
CUUCUUCGCUGUCCGAAUCAAAACCCCUUUCCAAAACAGCGUCGUUUUCAUUUCCCAGCUCCACUCUUCUCCACUCUCUCUCCCUUUCUUCUUCUUCUUCUCUUCGUGUUUCGGCUAGCCUACAGCGGAAGUAGAAAAAGAAGAGCAAAAGCAAUCGGCUUUUUCGAAACCCAAAGAUCAUUUUGGGAUUCUUUUUCUUACCCAUUUUCUCAUUGUAGCUCAGGAUCACUACUUCAUUUUUAAGGUGUUCACUCAUCUCUACCGAACAGGUUUUCUCAGAGUUAAUUUGAUUCAGCUAAGAGAUGAAGGGUUGACCUGCCCUGCUUUGUAUGAUAUUAAGUUGUAAUCCAAACAUGGAUAAAGUGUCUUCUGACUGUCCAUACCCAGGAUGCUUCUUUUGUGUCAUGAAGGAAGGGAAUCCAAGCAAGCGAAGAGCAAGCAUUCUGAAAUUCUUUAGAGAGCUUCCUGCACAGGAUGACGAUGGACAAGUUCUCCCUAUCAGUGGCCUUUGGAACACUGCCAUGGCACAUCCAAAUGAUCCUGAGUUCAUCGAGCUUGGCAUCUUUGAAUGUAUGGCUGCACUAAUAUGGAAGGGUCUAAAGAAUCGUCGCUGGCUUUCUCAUGACCAGAAUAUAUACAUUCCUUAUUAUGCAGCCCAUAUUAUUGGGUCAUACACCAUGAACAUGGAAGAAUUUGCAGAAAGUGCUGUGCAUGCUGGGGUAAUCCCUCCUUUAGUUGAACUUUUGAGAGGAAGGUUAACUUGGGUUGAACAGAGAGUUGCAGUUCGAGCUUUAGGGCACUUGGCUACCUAUGCCAGCACUUUUCCUGCUGUAGCAAGUCAUGGUGAAAUACUUGAGCUUUCCAUUCAACUAGCAAUGAGCUCACUAGAAAUCGUUUAUUCUCAUUUUUACCAGUAUGUUGACAGAAGGUUAAGCUAUCAUUGUGAUCUGCUCACCCGCGGUAUGGGAGGUGUUGAAAUGGAGUCCAGAAAGGCAGAAGAAUGGGCAAGUCAGUUACAAUGCUGGUCCCUCCAGCUUAUUAACUGCUUUGCCUUUAAACCGGAGUUUCUUCCUACCAUAUGCAAGCCUGAAUUCUUAACAAAACUACCUGGCAUGUGGGGUGGGCUUGUUAAUGAAAACUCACCAGCUGGUAUUGGUUUAUUAAGAACAGUCUGCCAUCAUAAGUUGGGUAGAGGACCUGUUGCUAGCUGUCCUGGUAUUAUCGAAUCAUUGUGUAAUAUUGCUCGGUCAUCAGAUGAUUGGCAGUAUAUGACUAUUGAUUGUCUUCUUUGGUUGCUUCAAGACCCUAGUACAUGUCAUAAGGUGAUUGAUAAGGCUGUACCUGCACUUGUUGACCUUGCGGAGAUUACAACUCUGGGUGAUCAUAAGAAGCUUGGAGAUUCCAUUGUUAAUGUUCUUGAGGAAUGUGUCCAGUCACAAGGGACAGGACGCAACUCUUUCAGUAACAGAACGAAGGAAUUGAUUGAGGAACUGUUGAAUUCCAGACAGAGAUUGAAAUGGGAAAAGAAUAUGCCUAAAGAGGAUCUCCAUAUUAAACAGGCAGCAGCUCUAGUGGUCAAGCUCGAAGGAAAUUCAUUAUUUUCAUCAGGAAAUAUAUCUGGAGCUGCAUCAAAGUACUCAGAAGCGUUGGCAUUGUGUCCAAUGAGAUCCAAAAAGGAGAGAGUUGUUCUUUACAGUAAUCGAGCACAGUGUCAUCUUCUGUUGCAACAGCCCUUGGCAGCUAUUAGUGAUGCUACUCGUGCACUUUGUCUUCACAACCCACUGAACCGUCAUGCCAAAAGUCUUUGGAGAAGAGCACAGGCUUAUGACAUGCUUGGGCUUGCAAAAGAGAGUUUGUUAGAUGCCAUUCUGUUCAUAAACGAGUGCUCUCAGUCAAAUGAUCCUGAUCUCUCAUUGAGGCAAAAUAAAGUUCCUGACUAUGCGGAACGAUUGGUUAAAAAGCAGAUGCGUGCAGCUUGGUUAUUUAGAGAGGCAGCUAUCAAACAUGGGGGUGUCCACUGUGAGGGUGAUGCUGGUGACAUCUAUGGCCGAGAGACCGAUGAUUCCGAAUGGGAGACAGCAAGUGAGAGCGAUAUAGGAAAUGAUGGAAGAGAUGAAAUGGGCAAUGAUGAUGAUGAUGAUGAGGAUGAUGAUGAUAGUGAAUGGAAGAAUGAUGAUGAUAGUAAAUGGAAGAAUGAUGAUGAGAGGAAAGAGAAAUAUGAUAAGUCUUCAAUGAAAGACCUAAAGCAUGGAUACAAUGUGCAGCUUGCGGAAGAUGAGCCAUGAAUUUGGAUGUGGUGAUCACCAAUCAAACGUGAGCACAAUGCAGCGACAGCAACAGAAUGGAAACUUGGACGAAGCUUUGAUUGAAGUGAUUUCAUUUUCAGGAUCACCUAGCCUUACAGAGGUUUCAACCGCAAUUUUCAUCAUCUGUCUGGAAAGAAUGCCGAAAAAGGAAACAUAUUCUGGUCAAUUUGUGUCAAAUAUUUAAGGUUGUUAUGUGCUUAUUUUAAUUGUUACUCUCAAUUUUUUUUUUGGGUGUAAAAUUUCAAGUGUAGAAAUGAUAAGGUUUUAAAGUCUAGAGAGAGUUGAGUUUAGAAAGUGUGGAGCUUUGAGUGAUUUAAGAGGGUUGUGUAUAUAAAACUUCAGGGGUUUUUGUUUUGACUUUUGAACUACCAUCCAUCAGCAUUUGAAUGGCAAUUGUGAUUUUCUUCUGCUA